Ambispora gerdemannii is the source of this 1500-nucleotide messenger RNA. The record is from the annotation of a GenBank genome assembly. Lineage: Eukaryota; Fungi; Glomeromycota; Glomeromycetes; Archaeosporales; Ambisporaceae.
AUGGAAGAGGAUAUUUCUCCUCCUUCUACCAUUCCUAUGACAACAACCAUCACGAAUAGCGCCACUCAUGACGGGAAUAUUACUAAAAACUUUGAACAGAGAAACUCGGACAACAAAGAAGAAUUUCUUGCGCCAAAAUCUGAGCCACUUGGCUCUUUCCACAUUUCGUCAAAAAAUGACAACACCACCAUUACCACAAUUUCCUCAAGUUCUCCCACCCCUAAUGUAAACGAUAAUCGUAGUGAGAAUAUUAAAAAGGAUCAAACCAUAACGGUAACGACUUCAUCCCCUACAAGUGUUUCACCCACUACCUCGACACUGGCGAAUAUUUCUCUGAAUCCGAAUAUGUCGUCGAAUCACAAAACACAGGCCGCAUUUGUUAAUAAACUAUAUACAAUGGUGGAAGAUCAGUCGAUUCAACAUUUAAUAUCAUGGGCACCCUCCGGUGACGUGUUCAGUGUAUCAAAUCCGACGGAAUUUUCCAAAACCGUGUUACCUCAAUAUUUCAAACACAAUAACUGGCAAAGUUUUGUCAGACAAUUAAACAUCAAUGACAUGUUUCACGCGAACCCAUCAAGUGAAAGUCAAGCCUGGGAAUUCAAACACCCGGAAUUUCGACGAGGUCAAUUAGCCGCUUUACAAAACAUUAAACGGAAAAGCGCGAAACAACAGACGCAAACAAAUCAGAUAAUGAUUAAAGGUGGAGGUGGCAGUGUUGGUGGUGGUAUGUCUGGAUCUGCAUCUAGUCUUAGUCCGACUGAAGGUACUAACCUGGCUGAUAUGAUACACGAUGAUCGAAUUGAUCGAUUGUCAACCCAGAUGGCCGAGAUGAUGGAAAAUAUGAGACGGAUAAACGAGAGUUAUAGUCUUUUGGUCACGGAGACCGUUUCUUGCAAAAUGUUGCAAGCUAAGCAUACACAGGUAAUUGCAAACAUGACCAAUCUUUUAGCAUCAAUUUGUCGUGACGAAUCUGAUCCAAGGAUUCUGAGAAAACGAAAAUUUGACGUUGAUUUAUUGCAAGCUGAAGUGGCGAAACUGGGACAGAAUGAGACUAUUUUGACAUCUCCUCAUUCACAGCAUCCUCCAAUGCAAUAUAGUAGUGGUGUUAGUGGUAAUCGAGAACAUAAUAUACAUCAUCCUGGAUCGCAUGUAACGCCAAUGAUUGGAAUUGAAAAUACUGGCAACAGUAGUAACUUGCAUCAUCAUCAUUAUAACCACGCCACCGAUCCCGAUUAUCGUCAAUCAUCGAGUGCUCCCGCGACUUCACAACAUAGAUCUUCAAAAAUACAGUCUUCUACGAGUCCACUGGCCAUAUUGCCUGAAUUUGGAUUUCCUCCAUACUACUCGCAUAACAACACCAACUAUUUGCGGGUACAUCCUUCACCUGAAUCAGGAGGACAAAAUGGCGGUGGCACGGUUCUAGGUAAUAAUGGAGGAUCACGAAGUGGCGGUGAUCAACGCCGUCUUCUCCUUUUAACAGUAGCACAACGGACAAUCUAA